AUGAGGGCUGAAAGCCGAUAUUGCACUGGAUCCUGGAAGUAACAUGGCUAUGUUUGUGGCCAAAGCUGGACGAGCUCUAAUAAAAACGUUUGCGGAGAAUCUUGUACCUGGAUAUACUGACUUAAGAUUUUGUUUAUCUUUAUCAAAGAGUUCUGUUGGCUGUUUUUCUACAAGUCCUAGAAGAAAAGCGGAAUUAUACAACAACCCACAGGAUGCAGUCAAAGACAUUUCUGAUGGAGCAAAGCUUCUUGUUGGAGGAUUUGGCCUGUGUGGGAUACCAGAAAACUUGAUUAAUGCUCUUCAAGCAAAUGGAGCAACUGAUCUUGUAAUAGUGAGCAAUAAUGCAGGUAUUGAUACCUUCGGCUUGGGUAUACUUCUUCAGACUAGACAGGUGAAGAGGAUGAUCUCCUCUUAUGUUGGUGAAAAUGCAGAGUUUGCUCGCCAGUAUUUAACUGGAGAGUUGGAAUUGGAGUUUGUUCCUCAAGGUACCCUUGCAGAAAGGAUCAGAGCUGGAGGUGCUGGUAUCCCAGCUUUUUACACAUCAACAGGUUAUGGUACUAUGAUCCAUGAAGGCGGAGCUCCAUUAAAGCACAACCCAGAUGGAACAAUAGCCAUCCCUAGUGAAAGAAAAGAGGAAAGAAUUUUCAAUGGACGUCACUAUGUGAUGGAAGAAGCCAUCACUGGAGAUUUUGCUUUGAUAAAAGCCUGGAAAGCAGACAAAGCUGGAAAUCUACUUUUUAGGAAAUCAGCAUCAAAUUUUAACCCUCCUAUGUGUAAAGCAGCAAAGACUACAAUAGCUGAAGUUGAAGAGAUAGUAGACGUGGGAGAGUUACCUCCUGAACAGAUUCACAUACCACAUAUUUAUGUUCACAGAAUCUACAAAGGUGAAAAGUUUGAAAAGAAAAUUGAGAGAAGGAAAGUAAGAAAAGCAAAGAGUGAUGUUGAACACCCCACUAAUCCUGCAGAAGAAGUCCGAGAACGUAUAAUUCGCAGAGCAGCACUAGAGUUCCAGGAUGGAAUGUAUGUAAAUCUUGGUAUUGGCAUGCCAAUGUUAGCCAGCAACUACAUUCCACCUUCUGUGAAAGUUACCCUUCACAGUGAAAAUGGAGUUUUGGGACUGGGUCCUUAUCCGUUAGAAAGUGAAGUUGAUGCCGACUUGAUUAAUGCAGGGAAAGAGACUGUUACAGUGGUUCAGGGAUCUUCCUUUUUCUCCAGCGAUGAAUCCUUUGCUAUGAUUCGAGGAGGACAUAUCCACCUAACGAUGUUGGGAGCUAUGCAGGUUUCUCAGUAUGGAGAUUUGGCUAACUGGCUUAUACCAGGCAAGCUUGUAAAAGGUAUGGGUGGAGCAAUGGACUUAGUGUCUAGCCACACAGCAGGAACAAAGGUAGUGGUCACCAUGACCCACACUGAGAAGGGAGGAAGUGCCAAAAUCAUGGAGACCUGCUCUUUACCUUUGACUGGAAAGAACUGUGUGGAUUUAAUCAUAACUGAAUUAGGUGUAUUUACUGUUGAUACAGAGAAAGGAUUAACUUUAAUGGAAAUAGCUGAAGGUGUUGAAGUCCAACAAGUUGUGGAUAACACUGCUUGCUCAUUUGAGGUGGCUGCAGACCUCAAAACAAUGGGUCAGAUUGGUGUUCCAGACCAUUACUAAACAAGUGAAGAAUUUUAGAUAUGAACUAUUAACUAAAAAAUAGUUGCAAGUCUGGUUGUUCAAGUCAGAAGAUACUAGGAAUACAGCCAUCAUGAAUACUCUCUGUAAUGCCUUAACAAUUGUCAUCAUCGAUUUUUGUUUCAGUAAAAUGUUAAUUUGAAAUCAUUUUUAUUGAGUUUUAUCUAGUUUCUUGCAGUAAUUAUAUUGUCAUUAUUUGACAUAUAUUUGUUAAUUUAUGCAAGUUUAUUUUAGGUUAUAAUUAAUAGUCAUUUAUUAUCAAAUCUUCUACUACGAGCGGUUGGGUUGGUACAUGAAAGGUAUUGAGUUUUGGGGAAAGUUUUAUAGCUUAAAUAACUGAAAAUUGUUGGUAUGCUUUAUGUUUAACUAAGUUUACUAUAGAGUUAUGAUGUGUACACUUUUUUUAUAGUCAAUUAGUAUCAUGUUGAGCAUUGAAUGCAGCUGACUUCAUUAACAGAUUGAUAGUCUAAAUCUAACUGUCUAGUCCUCAAAUUCAUGACAUUUUUGGUAGUUAUGUUUGUCAAAGCAUAUACAUUUCAUUAAUUUAACUAUUUAAAACACUUAUACCCAUCUCUGGUUGCUAGUUUUUAUCUUUGGACAUUGUAAUAUCCCAAACUUAACAGAGCUUUUAGAUAUGAUACACUUGUAGUGCAGACAAAAAGAAAAGUCAUGGCUUUUAUUCUUUUCUUCGUUUACCUCAACCAUACAAAAUAUAUUUGCUUCUCUUCUUACUCUUUGUACUUUAUACAAUGGUAAAACAAUAUAAAAUUAUAACUAAGGCUCGUUAUAUCACUAGAUGGCAGCACUAAUUGCUCUUUAUCUGUAUAAAAAUCUGACCAAGAUUAAACAUUUGCUCAGUAGGUACCAAACUGUGUGUAAAAAGUCAAUUUGUAAAAAAAAAAUAUAUUAAUUUGAAAUAAGACCUACAGUGUUCACCUGUUAGGCAUAAGAAUAAGCAUGAUUUCAUAAUUUUGAUUAAUUCUCUGAUAUGUUUCUCAGUCUUUUUGUCUGUAGCUAAGAUUAAUUGGUUAGUCAUCAAUUUUGAGUGUUUUUUAAAUUAAAACCACUGGAUGAUAUCAACUACUAGUGUUGUAAUGUCAUGUGUGUCAUAAAAAUGUCUUAUCUAAUGAAACUGUUUAUUUUAAUAACAAAUGUAACAUUUCAGAUACUAUCUUGUCGUGAUUAUUCCUUGAUGAAUUGAACAUUUGUUUAUUCUAUAAUUCUAAACCUUAAGGUUAUUAGUGCAGAACCUAACCUGUCAUAUAAUAAACAAUAUUUCUUUCAGUAUUUAAACACAUUAGGCUUGAUGGUAUGAAUACGUCAUUAAUAACUCCAAAUAAAAGAACCUUUUAUUUAAACAGUCAUAUCACAAUAAUUUAUCAAAGUACACAAACUGAAAACUUAAAUGUUGUUCAUGUGUUAUCUAAAGGAAAAUGCAGAUUUGUUUAUCACUAUGACAGAACCUGUAGUUAUAGAUAUUUGUUUCAGUCUUAAAUCUAAUGGUAAACAAUGAUAUCGUCAUUGAUUUUCACCGACAAUACACUAAUUUCUAUAUGUUUUCUCUGUAACUUCUAACACAAUGUGAAAGACUAUUUUCACGAGUCAAAGUAGUAAAGUAUUUUGAAUUGUAUAUACAGCUUUUACAUGGAUAGUUAAAAAGAAAUUGAUUCAACAGUCAUGUCUGUCAUUGUAAAGUAGUGGAAAUUGCAUAUUGUGUUUUUUGUAACUGUUUAGAUGUAAGAAAACAAGUGAAGUUUUUAUUCUGUAUUACUGAUAAUUUCACUAUUUUCAUAAUCCAGUAAAAAGUAAUUCAGGGUGGAUCUUAUAUUUAUUUAAAAAACGUAUUAUUAAAAACCUUAUCUUAUGACGUACUUAGAUUGUAUGAUAGUAGUUUCAAAUGUCUUAAUUUGAACUUGUCUCUUUUGUUUAAUACAAACUCCCUUUACUUGUAUUCAUGAUAGGAAAACACAUAUGUUAAAAAAUCAAUUUAAGACAAAAAUACAAAACUAUAACACAAAAGUUUUUGAAAGGUGGCCAACUGUAUUUAAUUGUAUUCAUGUGAUGAAGCCUGGAACUGAUGUUAAACUUUUUACUUCUUUAUUUUAAGUUGGUAAGGGGGUCUCAGUUUUGAAUGAAUAAUAAUGUGUUUGAUACUAAUGCUUUUGUGCCAUUUCAAAGACUGAAGCUCAUCUUUAUGGUUUGAUAUUGCACAUGAAAGAUUUAUUUUAUAAAGUUGUUCAUCUAUUCUGUAGACAUAAGGUCUAGUUUGCAGUCUGUGAAGGUAUAUGAAACGUUUUUAGUUCACCUUUUGGAAAUAAAAAAAUCUUUAUAAUAUAACUAAUAUGUUAAUUUUAAGUGUUGAAAUAACUACUGUCAGAUUUCUGAAGAAGCCAAGUUAAUAUCUUAUAAGCCUUCAUAUUAAAGUUGUUUUAACACAUUUUCUCUUGAGAACCCAUAUCCACAUCUGAAAAACAGAUAACUUUAUAUCCGUAAACCAAAGUUGUUAGAUACUGAUUUUUUUUUCAAUGUACAAAAAUCUUUAAUACAACAGUAUGGCAAUUUGUACUGAAACCAAAAUCCAAGCUGUUGCUGUUGGAUUGACUUAAUCCAAGCUGUUGCUGUUGUAUUGACUUCAUCAUCUUCAUGUGAGUUAAAUAAUAACACCAUAUAAUGUUGUGGUAAGGAUAAAUUUUGUCAUUAUAUCUCAUAGCAGAACCAAUGACAGAUAUUUAUCUACAGUUAUAGAUGUUUAUUUAUGAGCAUAUAUUAACAGUCACUACUGCUUCAUUGACUCACCCAUAAUGAUUUAUAAAGGGAAAAAAAAACAAAAAAUUAAGUCUCAUUUCAGAAUAAUGAAAAGAAAAUUUAGGAGUUAAUUAAAUUUUUUGACUAACAACAUGUUUUGUAAUAAAUCCAUAUGAUUGUUUUGUAUUAAAGGAAAUUUUUAAGUAAGCAACUAUAUAUAUAGAAAGGUAAAGUAUUUGCGUAAUUUUUAUUCAGUUAUUCCUGAAGUAAAAUUUUGUAGUCCAGGGAAUAGUUAGCCAACAUGAAAAUCUCUUAGAGAAUGCCAUAAGUGAUUGUAGUCAUUGACAUUAUUCCAAAGAAAAAAAAAAUUUAUAGUUUUAGUUUUCUUUAACGAGUUGUGUUUAUAGCUGUUUUUACAUUUUGUAUUAGCAAACUUUCAAGUAAUAAAGAUGUAAUGACACUUGGA
Messenger RNA from Limulus polyphemus (Atlantic horseshoe crab), 4880 nucleotides. RefSeq names its product succinyl-CoA:3-ketoacid coenzyme A transferase 1, mitochondrial-like (gene SCOT). The record is from RefSeq and is a predicted model, not a curated record. Gene Ontology annotation, molecular function: succinyl-CoA:3-oxo-acid CoA-transferase activity. The transcript is spliced from 16 exons. Bases 44 to 1651 code for a protein of 535 amino acids. Lineage: Eukaryota; Metazoa; Arthropoda; Merostomata; Xiphosura; Limulidae. Gene Ontology annotation, cellular component: mitochondrion. Gene Ontology annotation, biological process: ketone body catabolic process.